AGUAAUUCCCAUAGUGGGACUUUCCAGACCCCUAGCACCGUCCAGAACGGAAAUAGCAAAGCCAAUUUUGACAUUCCGAGCCCCAAAUUGCUUCUUGAUAUUGAGACCUGGUUCAGCUUGGAUGCACCCUGGGUUCAUUCAAUAAAUGUCUCUGUAUUCAACUGGUGGUACUUUGAUGUCGUGUCAAAGACCAACUCUGGCGACUCGCUCGUCAUCACCCUCUCUACCUCGUCUUUCGCUGCAUUCCCAUUUUUGCAAGCGAUUGAGACUUCGGUGACCACUGCAUAUUUAUGGGCAUCUUUUGCAAACGGCACUGUAUUUGCCGACUCAUUUCGGCGACUUUCGCAACUGUUGCUGGGACAGACAGUGCUGGUGCUAAUAGCUCUGGGGAUAUCAUAUAAUACCUUGGGGGAGGCAAGAGUUGCUAAUGGAUUGUAUGACAGCGAGCACCACCUCAUCUCCUCUGUGGCAUUCACGCAGAAAAGACGAAACUCGAGGUUGCACCGCACCUAG
Molecule: messenger RNA, 513 nt
Organism: Penicillium antarcticum
Lineage: Eukaryota; Fungi; Ascomycota; Eurotiomycetes; Eurotiales; Aspergillaceae
Exons: 2
Source: RefSeq, a predicted model, not a curated record